Fibroporia radiculosa is the source of this 1401-nucleotide messenger RNA. RefSeq lists its product as uncharacterized. Bases 1 to 1401 code for a protein of 466 amino acids. The record is from RefSeq and is a predicted model, not a curated record. The transcript has 9 exons. Gene Ontology annotation, molecular function: oxidoreductase activity, acting on paired donors, with incorporation or reduction of molecular oxygen; heme binding; monooxygenase activity. NCBI's taxonomy places the organism in Eukaryota, Fungi, Basidiomycota, Agaricomycetes, Polyporales, Fibroporiaceae.
AUGAGUUUUUUGUUGAAUGCAUCACUCAUUCAAGUUUAUCCAGGUCCAAAGCCACUACCGUUCAUUGGCAAUCUCCACCAAAUACCCAAAUCGAACCAUACGGCGACGUUCACUAAAUGGGCUUCGCGUUAUGGGGAAGUGAUUUACAUGAAGGUUAUCAGUCGCGAAUAUAUAAUUCUUAAUUCUGCCUCUGCCGCCGUGGAACUCCUCGAAAAGCGAGGCUCGCUGUAUGGUUCCCGCCCGCAGACAAUUAUGGCGGCAGAGCUUGUAGGAAGAUCGAAGGCCUUUACGCUCAUUCCAUACGGUCAACGCUACCGAAUGUAUAGGAAGUAUCUACGCAACGCCAUCAGUACCAAUUCUCUCUCAGAACACUGGGCAUACUUGGAGGACCAGUCAGCAAACCUUCUUGAAGCCCUCUUGCGCAAUCCCGACGGCUUCAGAGAGCACAUCCGAAGGAGUGUUGGGGCUGUGGCACUCAGACUCAGUUAUGGUUUUCAGCACGAGGACGGGAUAGACCACUAUAUCAAUUUGGCAGAUGAGCUUGCACAAAUUACGCGAGAAGCCUUGGAACCUGGUCGGUGGCUGGUUGAUUCUUUACCAUGGUUGCGCUACGUCCCAUCUUGGUUUCCUGGAGCACAUUUCAAGAAAUGGGCAUAUUGGGCUCGUGUCCGCUGCGACGAGUUUACUAAUGCGCCGUUCGAGGCGGCAAAAAGCAAUCUGAGCAAUGAUUCUACUGUAUUCUCGUUCACAUCGCGAGCUUUGCAGAUGCUUGAGCAGGAUGGAAAUGAGCCGUCGUCGGAAGGUCAAGAUAUCAUAAAAUAUGUCUCAGCAAGCAUCUAUGCAGGUGGAACCGACACAACAUCUUCUCUAAUAUCAACGUUUUUCCUUAUGAUGGCAUGCUAUCCUGAAGUUCAGCGCAAGGCUCAAGCCGAAAUCGACCAGAUCACAGGCCGCUCGCGUCUUCCAUUAGCAUCCGACGAAGAAAGACUCCCUUACUUGAGCUGCGUUAUUAAAGAGCUGCACCGCAUCCAUCCGACCGUGCCUCUUGUUCCCAGGACUGCUGAGCACGAUGAUGAAUAUCGUGGAUACCGUAUCCCGAAGCAAGCCUAUAUAUUGGUGAACGUAUGGGCCAUGGCGCAUGAUCCAACUGUGUAUCCUGAUCCUAAUCGAUUUAAUCCCGAUCGAUUCGUGAGUGGCAAAGACUCUCAGCCUCAGAUGGAUCCGCGCGAAAUCUCGUUUGGACUUGGGAGAAGGCGAUGCCCCGGUAUAAAUCUCGCAAAUACAGUCAGCUUUCUGUACAUCUCGCGCAUCCUCGCUAUGUUCGACAUCCUCAAGCCUCUCGAUGAAUCCGGUCUGGAAUACACGCCCGAGGUUGAUUUUACUCUGGAACAUACCUCGUGA